AUGGAUGCCUGGAUUGGCGAGGACCGCUGCGAGGAGCUUCGCGAUCUGAGCGUUGUUAACCUCAUCGUUUCAAUCGUUAUCGUCAUCGGCAUGCUCAUCAGCUAUCUCCCCCAACAUUUCCGCAUCAUCAAGCGCCGCACCUCCGAGGGCAUUUCGCCUUGGUUUGUCCUGCUCGGCACCACCUCUGGGACUUCGGCCUUUGCGAAUAUCCUGCUUCUUCCCAAGUCUCGCCAGGACGUAGCCUGCUGCAAAGAACUCGAGACAUUCCAUUGCGUUGCUGGUCUACUCGGUAUCGCCCAGCUUGGCGUGCAGUGGAUCUGCUUCGCGUUCAUUUUCGUCCUAUUUCUCGUCUUUUUUCGUUACCACUCCGCCGACGAUGUCGAAAAUGAAGAGGUUGAUGAUGAGGCGCAUCCGAGAUGGCAGACCGCAUUGUUGGUGGCGUCUUUGACCUUGCUCCAUGGCCUUGCUGUCAUCGUCGUCACCGGGGUGCUAUCUACCACGGCCAAGCAACAUCUGCCAACAUGGGCCAAUGUGCUCGGCGUGAUGGCGGCUCUCCUCGCAGCCGUCCAGUACAUCCCUCAGAUUUGGACUACAUACCAUCUCAAGCAUGUGGGCAGCCUCAGCAUUCCCAUGAUGUGCAUCCAAACACCCGGCGGGUUUGUUUUUGCAGCUAGCCUGUUCGCCCGACUCGGCUGGGCUGGCUGGAGUUCGUGGGGUAUAUUUGUCCUCACCGCCACAAUGCAGGGCGCUCUCCUGUCUCUGGCCAUUUACUACGAGAUCCAAGCCAACGCUAACGGCACCAACACCUCGAAGUCGCCGUCGCCGCUCUUGGGUCGGUCGCAUCAUGGUAACGGUUUCGAUGAUGAGGUCCACGCGAAUGGAUCAUCCAAUGGGCGAUCUGACUUGCAGGCUACUGAAGACCAGGACCUCGAUCUUGCGGCUGACACCACGCCGCUGCUUCAUGCUAGUCGGACCGGCGAUUCUCAGCGGAACUACGACACCAACCGGGAUUAG
Messenger RNA from Chaetomium globosum CBS 148.51, 1014 nucleotides. RefSeq lists its product as uncharacterized. The record is from RefSeq and is a predicted model, not a curated record. Lineage: Eukaryota; Fungi; Ascomycota; Sordariomycetes; Sordariales; Chaetomiaceae. The transcript is spliced from 3 exons. Bases 1 to 1014 code for a protein of 337 amino acids.